UGGUCGUGACUGAUCAGGACCUCCGCAACGCUCUGAUCCGAACAAAUAUAGCCUUGCUUCAACGAGAGGUCCGUGAAAAGAAGCACUGGUACAACAGCCGGCGCGUUGUAGUCCGCAAGCGUAACGGUCGUAUUCACCUCUCACGCCUAGGAUCACAACAGCACCAGAACGAGUACAUAUCCGUAGAAUACGAAGACGACGAAGAGGAAUCCCAAAACAACGAUUUCACGUUGGUUGACAAACAUCCCCUAUCGUCGCGAUCUGCCAGCUCUAGCUUCAGUGUCUCUUCAACCUAACCCUCUUUCCACUGAAUACUCCCGCCAUGACACAAACUGUGGCUUCGAGACCGCCACCUAAGCAAUGGCUCAUGGGCACGGAGGCGUUCGAGCGCCGCAUGCCGCACCAUGCCGGCAUCCGCGCCCUCUGGGAGACUAAGUGGCGCCAGCCCUGUCGUAUGUCGGUGUACCCAUUCCACGACGGCCGCUUCGAAGACUUCGAGCCCAUCUUCGAAUCUCUAAUUGCCAAGAAUGUCGAUGACGGGACAUCCGCGGACUACACGCUCGCGUUUAUCCCCGUGGCCCAGUCCCUCAAUCAACUGGGCGACGGUGCCUCUGUCAAGGGAAAUCACGAGGAAGCGUCGAAACUGUACCUGCGUGCUGCAUGCGUGCUGCGCAUCGCCCGAUUCCCCUACAUAACUGGGUUCCCGCAGCCCAACGACCCCGCAAAAUGGGAGGCCUGGGACCUGCAGAAGAAGAUUUACGCCAAGGCCGGGUCUGCCUGGUCACCCAGUCCACUCACCGAGGUCGACAUCCCGCAUAAAUUCGCCAAGGGUGCCGACCGCGACGUCAUACCGACGUACGUCCGUGUACCCAGUCCUACUGUUAGCAGCAGCAAUGGAAACACAAACAUGAACGGGAACGGUCAAGCCCAACAAAAGCACCCCGCCGUGAUCCUCCUCACCGGCCUCGACGGCUACAGACCGGACAACACAACCCGAUGCGACGAGUUCCUCUCCCGCGGCUGGGCCGCCCUCGUCCUCGAAAUCCCCGGCACCGCCGACUGCCCCGCCAACCCAUCCGACCCCUCCUCCCCCGACCGCCUCAUCGACAGCGUGUUCGCGUGGAUGGAAUCAGACACCCGCUUCGACAUGUCGCGCGUCCUGUGCUGGGGCCUCAGCAGCGGCGGCUACUACGCCGCGCGCGCCGCCCACACGCACCGCGCGCAGCUGGCCGGCGUCGUCGCGCACGGCGCCGGCACGCACCACUUCUUCGACCGCGAGUGGCUCGCGCGCGCCGACGGCCACGAGUACCCGUUCCAGCUGACGCCGGCGCUGGCGACGAAGCACGGGUUUGGGGAGGACGUGGAGGCGUACCUGGAGGGUGCGCGGACGAAGUUCUCGUUGCUGGAGACGGGCGUGCUGGGGCUGCCGAGUACGCGGCUGCUGCUUGUCAAUGUGAGACCCCUCCCUUCCUUCCUUCCUUCCUUCAUUCCUUCAUUCCUUCCUUUCCUUCCCGCUUCUUAACAUAUACAUAUACAUGUUUUUCUUUUCUUUUUUUUCCUUUUUUUCCUUUUUUUCCUUUUUCUAUAUAUUUGAUGAUGAUGAUAAGCAACCUACCUACCUACCUACCUACCUAUAUACUAACGGCAACAACAACAACAAACAGGGCACCCACGACGGCCUCAUGCCCAUCGAGGACUCCAUGCUGCUCUUCGAGCACGGGUCGCCCAAGGAGGCGCGCUUCUUCACCGGUGCGCUGCACAUGGGGUACCCCAUGGCGAACGCGUCUGUGUAUCCGUGGAUGGAGCAGGUUAUGGCCUCUGUUAAGUGAUUGUUUAUAUAUUAUAUGCA
This is a messenger RNA of Hypoxylon fragiforme, 1849 nucleotides long. Its product is annotated as alpha/beta-hydrolase. The transcript has 2 exons. The record is from RefSeq and is a predicted model, not a curated record. Lineage: Eukaryota; Fungi; Ascomycota; Sordariomycetes; Xylariales; Hypoxylaceae. The coding region runs from base 323 to 1522 and encodes 399 amino acids.